AUGGAUGACUGGAGGAACUUUUUCUUCCUGGCUUGCAACUUCUUAUGGAAUUGGAGAAAUUCUGAAAUUCAUGAUGUGGAUUUCUCCAGGCCAGCGAAUCCAAAAAUCUGCAUUGUUUCCUUGAUGAACCAGAUCAUUUUGAGCAAAACUCAUGCUUCUUCUUGGACCCGUCCGGAACCUGGUAUUGUUAAACUUAAAGUAGAUGGAGCCGUUAUGAACGAAAAGGCUACUUGUGGUGGUCUUCUUAGAGACUUCAAUGGAUCCUGGCUUGGUGGUAGAAGGAAGAGUGAAGUAGAAAGUGACUCCUUUUUAGUGGUUAAUUCUCUUACCUAUACUGGUAAUGAUACUCAAAAGUUUCCAUUGGUAAAUAAGAUUCGAGUUUUAUUUGAUAGAGAUUGGAGUGUUUGUAUAUCUCAUGUGCCUAGAGCUUGUAAUAAUUGUGCGGAUUGGCUAGCCAAAGAAGCAUUCAACAACAACUAUGGCCUAUCUUCUUUUUCAUCUCCUCAGCCAGAUCUGAAGAACCUUCUCCCCGCUGACUGUCUUGAUCCUGGAGAUAUAACUUCUGUUAUAUUUACUUAA
This is a messenger RNA of Gastrolobium bilobum, 579 nucleotides long. RefSeq lists its product as uncharacterized. Gene Ontology annotation, molecular function: nucleic acid binding; RNA-DNA hybrid ribonuclease activity. Lineage: Eukaryota; Viridiplantae; Streptophyta; Magnoliopsida; Fabales; Fabaceae. Bases 1 to 579 code for a protein of 192 amino acids. The record is from RefSeq and is a predicted model, not a curated record. The transcript is spliced from 2 exons.